Molecule: messenger RNA, 1412 nt
Organism: Clarias gariepinus (North African catfish)
Lineage: Eukaryota; Metazoa; Chordata; Actinopteri; Siluriformes; Clariidae
Exons: 3
Coding region: 119-481 (120 amino acids)
Source: RefSeq, a predicted model, not a curated record
UCGGCACACACACACACACACACACACACACACUGGGGUUAUAUUGCAGAGAGUUGAAUGGGAGAGUUGAGUGAGUCGGUUAGAUGAAUCACCUGCAGGCUGCUGAUCCUCAGGAAGCAUGGUGAAGAGUGUGAACAGUGAAGUGCAGCACAGUGUCAGUGCACUGGAGCAAGACACACAUCAACCAGGGACUGAAAACACCACAGAUGGCGGUAAGGAACACGUUGCCAUGGCACCCGGAGUCCUGUGGCGUGUCACAGGCGGCGUCGUCAACAUCACCAAGGGUGUGGUCGGGGCAACAGUGGGCGGAGUCACCUGGUUGGGAGGGAAGGGCCUGGAGAUCACCAAAUCGGCCGUCAGCUCAGUGCCUUCGGUGGGUGUUGGCCUAGUGAAGGGCGGAGUCUCGGCUGUCACAGGGGGCGUGUCCACGGUGGCCAGCAAAGUUCCAUUUACAGGAAAGAGGAAGGACAAGGCGGAGUGAGGAGGAGACACGCGGAGCUGGGACAUCGCCACCUAUGUCACAUAUGUGUGACAUCACCAGCACAGACGCCAUCACCGUCAUCAUCUUCCUCCUCUGUACGUCUCCGACUUCAGAAUGCUGUGUUUCACUUCCUGUCACCUGACCCUGAUCAGCCUGAAUGAACAUCUUAACAGAGUACACUCCCUCAUCAGGACACUAAUGACACUCACUGUGUGUCUGUGUGUGUGUGUGUGUGUGUGUGUGUGUGAAAUUGAGACAAUCUCAGACACAGGACCUUUUGUGGAGAUGUAAUUAUGGGAUGUUUGUCAUUUCCUGUUUAGUUCAGAUGUUCCCUCCCAGUCAAAAGUUUGUACACCCCCUUUAACUCCACGGUCGUUUCUGAUGUUUCUCUCUACACUGUAAAACAAUACUGAAGGCGUUUAUUAUCCCAAACACACAAUAAUCUCCUCUGAACAGUUGAUAUGAGAUGUUUAUCUGAUCCUUCUGCUCUGUAAAGCUUCAGAACGGCUCUAAUCUGAGCUGCUGGUUGUUCAUUGGUGAUUUCUGAGGCUGGUGAAAGGUUUUGCAAAUGCAUUUGACCAUCCUGUUCCAGAACAGCAGACCUUCAGGUCUUAAAAUAACAACUGACUGUUACUCUUGUUGUUGUUAUGUAAUGACAUAAUGACAUAUUUAUUUGAUAGUUUUGAAAAUCUUCAGUAUUGUUAUAGAAUGUAGAAAAUAAAUCACUAAACAAAAAGAUGUGCACAAACUUUUGACUGGUACUGUACCUGUCUUUUCCAACUGUAAUAUUUUAAUAAAUAAAAUUAUGUGGAACUUUAAUAUAAACAUGUAUCUGUAGGUUUAUGAACAUUGUGACAAUAAACUGUACUUGUGUUAUAAUGUUUCUCUGCUUUUACAACAAUGUGUGUAUGUGUGUGUUUUAAAAUAAAAU